AUGGAGCAACGUGAAUCUUUAAAACGACAAAUAGAUCUUCUACAGAAUCUCAUCGAUAAGCAUAAAAGUGUCCAUGGCAACACGCCGAGACUGCCAGAAGGCUCAUCGUCAUCCAAAUCGAAGACCCAAAGCACUUCUAUCAUUAACGCGCACAGCUCACGUGCUCUUCCGAGUCAUGGUAACUGGAGGAAAAAAUACUCCCUCAAAAAUAAGCACCAUGUAUCCACUCUUUCAUCAUCCUCCCCACAACAACCUCCACACAUUCAAGUUUCAUCUCACAAUGCACAGACUGGUGAAAAAAGUGGUUCAUCCAAACCCUACACUUCAGUUAUUGUGCCACACAAGAAAGAAGAACAAAAAGAAAGUGUUAUUACAGGGAUUCCAAAUUUUGCAUCAGAAAGAAGAGAUUCAUUUAAAAAAGUGGCUACCGUACCACAAUCAGUCCUUUUAGAGAAACGUACUCAACAUCAAAAGCAUCAACAGAGGGCUGCAGAAACUGUUGGAGUUCCACUAACAAAAUCGAGUUGUUCAUCAGAAAGCUGCUCUUCAGGCAAAGCCAGUUCUUCGACCCAGUACUCGGGCAACACGGAACAGGUUGUCCCAGAUGCAAGUUCAGCACCUCGGUUUUCACCUUUUAAGAUCCCAAAUCAAGCUUUGAACGACCACCUUCAGACAUGCCAGGCCACGCGCAGGGUAAUGCUUCGAACCAAAUCCAAGUUCACUUGGGUUAAGAGUCAGAGCAUUGAAGGCGUGGAACCCAAACCGAGCGGCUCAAUUUCCUCAUUCGCAAGUAAAGUUCUAAAAGUCAACUCAACAUUGGCCGCUCAAGAUGGAGCAAUGACCCUUUCAUCCGCAGUUAUUAGGAGAACCCCUGCAAAAAAGUCCCGCAAACUCAGUCCAAUCAUCACAGGCUCCAGGGCGUCCAAGUACAAAUGGGUUUCCUCCUCUGCUGGGCUCCAAGCUAAGACUUUUAGAAAAUCGUCUCCUAAAUCUUUGCCCAACGAUCAGAGAACUCUGGAAAAGGAAGAUGCAAUGAAGAAACAAAAAUCUGGCUCUGUGAUAUCUCCGAGAUUGAAAAGAGGAUUUGUAACUUCCGCUACUCGUUCAUCAUUUAGUAGAUAUCGCUGGAAGGCUGGUAGUCCCAGGUCUUCUUUAGCUGGGGCAGCCGUGCCCCUCCAUAGAUCAACAUUUGUUUGGACAUCGGAAAAAAACAACAAGGGAGCAAAAAAGGGGCUUGUUUGUUCUCCCUUACCGCAGUCUUACUCCAGCCAAUCACCUCACAAUUCAUUCAAACUUCGCAGCAGGAUGAAGAUCAUCAGGAAAUCGACUAAUAGUCCAAAUGGAAGCGGGUCAAUUAAAGGAGGCCUAGCAACGACUGUGAAACACUCCCCAAGGGGCCGAAUACACAGCUUCAAUAGGGCUUCUAUGGGAGCACGGAAGACACCCACUAGGGAGCUUGUGUCUUUUGGGAGACACAAGUUAAGACGACUCUCUCCUACUUCAUCGAGAGCAAGUCCAGCCUUUUCCUUUCACCGUACUCCAGCUCUGCAGAGAAUUUGUAGACCACAAUACAAGAUGGUUAGCCAUCCAGGCUUUGGUUCUUCGUAUAGUCCUCUCUACCACCCAACUCUGUCCUGGAGAGCCAAGAAAAUCCAGUCAGCUAGGAGUUUUCUCCAGAGUCGUCACAGGUCAUCUCUCAAUAGAUAUCCAGAAACUACUCAACACUGGAAAGAAUCUGGGAUGUGUUGGAUUAGGGGUAAUCUUUACCAAGUCUCUGCCAAUAAACUGUCCCGUACAGUCUGUCACAACAUGUCGAUCAACCGAACAGGUUCUAGCUUUUUCCAAGUCUCAUCUGUCCAUUCUGCUACCAAUCGCCCCUAUAGCCCUCGUCAUUUUGCCAGCCGUGCAGUUCAGCGCAGUCUUGCCAUCAUCAGACAAGCUCGUCAAAAGAAGCAGAGGCAGUACUGCAUGUACUACAACCGUUUUGGCAAAUGCAAUCGUGGCAGCAGCUGUCCCUACAUUCAUGAUCCAGACAAAGUUGCGGUUUGUACAAGAUUUCUACGUGGUACGUGCAAACAGCCAGAUGGGGCCUGUCCAUUUUCUCAUAAGGUUGCCAAGGAGAAGAUGCCAGUUUGCUCAUACUUCCUCAAGGGAAUCUGCAACAACAGCAAUUGUCCAUACAGUCAUGUCUAUGUUUCCCAGAAGGCAAAAGUCUGUGAAGACUUUGUGAAAGGCUACUGCCCCGAAGGGGAAAAGUGUAAGAAGAAACACACCUUAGUGUGUCCGGACUUCUCUAAGACUGGUUCUUGCCCUCGCGGAACACGCUGUAAGUUGCAGCACAGGCAGCGUGCCAAGCGAAGUACAUCCACCCAUGUGAGCGCCUGUAGCAGUGAACGCCCCAAGAGGGCCCGUCUGUCAGUUGUAAUUCCCCAAAGAACUCAGGAAACUCCAGGAACACCUGCAAAAAGUUCCCUCGAGCUACCAUCCUUUAUCUCACUCUCAAGCUCUCCCGAAGAGGUAGAUUCACCAGACCCGCUACAUGCCAAGACCACAGCAGUCAAAGGCAGGAGAGCGUGUUUGCCGGGGAAGCAGCUGCAAAAUUACCGCUGGACAAACUGGCUGACGUCGGAGGAGCGCAUAGCUGCCACAUAG
Molecule: messenger RNA, 2652 nt
Organism: Nerophis lumbriciformis (worm pipefish)
Lineage: Eukaryota; Metazoa; Chordata; Actinopteri; Syngnathiformes; Syngnathidae
Source: RefSeq, a predicted model, not a curated record